Molecule: messenger RNA, 982 nt
Organism: Vitis vinifera (wine grape)
Lineage: Eukaryota; Viridiplantae; Streptophyta; Magnoliopsida; Vitales; Vitaceae
Exons: 5
Coding region: 250-870 (206 amino acids)
Source: RefSeq, a predicted model, not a curated record
CAAAACCCAUUUUCUCUUCCUCUCCAAAACCCACGGCCAUAAAACCCACAAAACCCACCCACAGCCCCCAUUGCUUGGAGGAAGCCAUUGCCGGAAAAAGCUUAUGGAAGCCAUGCCAAAGAAGCCCCAUGGAAGCUAUGGUCCGUAAAGCCAAAGCCAUCUCCAAGAAACUCCCGUAAAAAUCAUUUCUCUCUAGGUUUUGGGUUUUGGUGCUUUUGGAAAAACCACACUUAAUUACUUCCUAAGGAAAUGUCACAUCGAAGAGGAAGAGUGCAAAUAGUGUCUCCAGAAGAUGAGUUGGACAAUCUACAACAACUCUUAGACAUACAACCUGCUGCAACUACUACUCCUAGUAGUUCUGAUCCUUCUGAUUCUUCAGAUCCUUCUGUUGUUGGUUCAUCCUCUAGCAAAAAGAGGACACGUGGCCUAAUACGUAACUUAGAUUUACUUAGUAUGAAACCCGGGGAAAAAAAAACUACACGAUUCAAUACCAGAGGACAAGUUAUUUAUGAUGGAAAAGGGGAAAGAUUGUCAAGCUAUAUAGGAACAUUGGUGCGAUCUCAACACAAUGUACCCAUCCAAGUUCAAGAUUGGAAUCACGUUAGUGAAGAUGUGAAAGAAAAGAUUUGGGCCUUAGUAUUGGAAAAAUAUGAACUAGAAGAAACAUGUAAGAGCUACAUUCUUCAAUGUUGUGGAAAUUUGUUUAGAAGCUAUAGAAAUAAAAUGAAGGCCAAGUAUUAUAACCCUUAUAAUACAGAUGAGGAGAGAUUGUGCCAUCGACCUCCACACUUAUCGGAUGAUGAUUGGAGGUGGCUCAUCCACUUUUGGGGUACACUUGAGGCCAAGGUAAAGAUAAUGAUCUUUUCUUGAUAAUGUAUCUUAUGAUACUCAUAUUCACAUAAAAUGAUAUUUAUUAGUUAUAUCUAACCUAAUACUUCAUGUAUAUAACUUUUAUUAUGUUUCUAUUACCUAUAUAGGUGAC